GAAAAAAUCAAUUAGAUGACGGCAGUUGCUGCCUUCGUCUAACAGCAAGCUUCAAAGGUUAAUAAUAAAUAAAGUAUAUGGUACAUUUGUAAAAGGUAAGCUGCCAAUUAAACGUUAUUUAAUAUUUACGUACAUGCAUACAAACGUACAUGUGUAUGUAUAUACUUGCUUCCAUAAAUCGAACACUCUCCACUUUAUAUAUUACAACAAAAUAUCGUUUGAGCUCAGUUCACCUAUGACAACGUAACGUUUACAACUACUAAUCAAUAUACUUAAGUAUAUAGUACAUAUAUGCAUAUGUACAUAUAUACCUACAUAUAUACAAUAUCAUAUUCGCAACGACAUUUCAUGGCACUAAAUGAUUUGAGAAUUCGUACCAAGGAUGGCGAAGUUCUCGGUACUCGUGACAUAUUAUUUGAGAAAUCACACGUAGUUCAAGAAGCGAAAAAAGUGACGGAUCAAGAAGGUUGCAUAUCAUUAAAUAAAAUUACAUCAAACAUUUUGCGUCGUAUUAUCAUAUGGGCAGAAAAAUGUGAGGAUGCGUCUUAUGAAUUAGACAAUAACAACAUGGAAAAAUGGAAAGACGAAUUCUUAGAUGUCGACAAUGAAACAUUAUUCCAAAUAAUUAGUGCUGCUGAUGACUUGCAUCAAAAGGAUCUCGUCAAUAGGGCUAUAACUAAAGUAGCUAGAGAAAUCAGUGACAAAUCAGCACCGGAAAUAGCGAAAUAUUUUAAUUUACGUUCAAAAAAUGUACAUUUGUGAGACUUUAUACAUUCGGAAAUGAAAUAAAUAAAAUGUGAUUAGUACUCUUAAAGAUAA
Molecule: messenger RNA, 819 nt
Organism: Bactrocera oleae (olive fruit fly)
Lineage: Eukaryota; Metazoa; Arthropoda; Insecta; Diptera; Tephritidae
Source: RefSeq, a predicted model, not a curated record